UAAUUUGUAUAUAGAGAGAGAAGGAGAAAGAUUGAAAGAAAGGCAAUUCCCACUUAAGGUAGUUACAAAAGAUAAACGAGGGAAAGGGCAUAGUCCAUUGCUUCCAACUCAAACAAUACAAAUUUAUUUUUAAAAACCAAAAAGCCACAAACCAGAAAAAGCACCAAAAAUCAAGCACCUUGCAUCGUCUUCAAGCAAUCACUCUAUUCAUUAUCACAAUCUUACAUAUACUAACCACAUUUUCAUGUUUUCAAAGACACGGAUAGAGACAGAAUCCAGAGAUAGGCCAAUAGUUGGAGCAAGCUUCCAUGGAGUCAGCCAUGGCGGAAGCCCUUCUAUACGGCCAAACUGAAGCUCAGAUUGCCGCGGCCAGAGCGAUUGGGAAGCUCGACACAAUGCAGAAGAAAAGGCUAGCUGAAAGUGGAGCCAUUUCUCCCCUGAUUAUGAUGCUCCACGCCCAGGACUAUGAAUCAAUUGAGGCUUCUCUGUUUGCUCUGCUCAAUCUCGCCUUCGGAAGUGAAAGGAAUAAGCUGCUGAUCGCGGAAGCAGGAGCCGUUCCAGCUCUGCUCAAGAUUCUUCAGUGGCGGAACGAGAGCUUGAUGGAGCUGUCGCUCGCAGCUCUGUUGAUUCUCUCUUCCUGCUCCCGAAACAAGAUCGAGAUCGCGUCGUCGGGGGCGAUCCAGCUCCUCGUCGAGCUUCUGAAUUCUCUCUCCCAAAACGUCGGUAGCAAUCAAGCCAAAUUCGACAUCGUAUCCACAUUGCAUAAUCUGUCGACAUCUCCCCAGAUAAUCCCUCUGAUCGUCGUCUGCGGCGGCGUGAUCGUGCUCAUUCGGUUGGUCUACGAGUCGGAGAAGUCGUCGGACUUGGUGGAGAAGGCGAUGGCCUUGCUCGAAUCGCUCGUUUCUUCAUCACAGGUUGCUUUAAAUCAGGUUAGUGAGACGGGCGGGGCGAUCCAGAUGGUGGUGGAGGCGGUGGAGGAGGGGACGGCGGCGUGUCGGGAGCACGCGGCGGGAGUUCUGCUGAUGAUAUGCAAGAGCUGCAGGGAGACGUAUAGAGGGCUGAUUUUGAGGGAAGGGGCGAUGCCGGGGUUGUUGCAGUUGAGUAUUGAUGGUACGUGGCUUGCUAGAAAGAAGGCUAAAGCGUUGCUCUUGUUGCUUAGAGACGACGACGACGGUGGGUCGUCAUCGUCGUCGUCGUCGUCGAGGGGGAAGCAUGCGGUGGUGAAAGAGGUGAUGAGGCAGAUUGAUAGAGGAGAGAGGGCCGGAACUUCUCUUCAGCUGGUGGAGGAGAUGAUUGCCAAACUUAGGACAUGAUCUAAUGUUGUUUUUUAGUCGCAUUUCAUGUUUUCUUGUUUGGCGCAAAUUAGAAUGUUGAGCUUUAGAAUUUUUCUUUUUUUGAGCAUGGAUUUGUGUUUCUUUCUUCGUGUACAGAGGCAGUUAGUGGAAUUAUUAUCCUCUCAUUUCAGAGAUGUUGGAAGCUA
Molecule: messenger RNA, 1480 nt
Organism: Salvia miltiorrhiza (redroot sage)
Lineage: Eukaryota; Viridiplantae; Streptophyta; Magnoliopsida; Lamiales; Lamiaceae
Product: U-box domain-containing protein 4
Exons: 3
Coding region: 309-1313 (334 amino acids)
Cellular component (GO): cytoplasm; nucleus
Molecular function (GO): protein binding
Source: RefSeq, a predicted model, not a curated record